This is a messenger RNA of Cyprinodon variegatus (sheepshead minnow), 574 nucleotides long. RefSeq names its product LIM domain transcription factor LMO4.1-like. The transcript has 2 exons. The annotation marks the transcript as partial. Lineage: Eukaryota; Metazoa; Chordata; Actinopteri; Cyprinodontiformes; Cyprinodontidae. The record is from RefSeq and is a predicted model, not a curated record.
ACUCUUUGGACACAGCGGAGCCUGCAGCGCCUGUGGACAGUCCAUACCUGCCAGUGAGAUGGUGAUGCGAGCUCAAGGCAGCGUUUAUCACCUGAAGUGUUUCACUUGCGCCACCUGCAGGAACCGCCUGGUCCCCGGCGAUCGCUUUCAUUACAUCAACGGGACGAUUUUCUGCGAACACGACCGGCCUGGGGGAGGUCUGCUGACCGGACACUCUGCUCCACUGCAGGCUAACGGCAUCAUGUCGGAUCAGAAGGUCAGGAGGUCUUUGUUUUAAUACUGGAUUAUAGAAUGACAAUUGUUCUGGUCUGCACAGACCAAUGAUGUUGUUUUUCCAUCCACACCCGUUCAAACUACUUCUGCGCAGCUGGAUAUUUUUUUCACACAUCGGAUUACGAAAAAUUCAAAUUACACGGAUCCGAAGAUGCUUGGGAAAUGUUGAACUUGUGGUGUGAUUUUAAAAGCUUUCAGUCUUUGCUCUACACUGCCCUCUAGCGUCUACUAGAAUUUGCCCUCAAUCUAAAUACAUACAAUUAAAGGUCCUACCUACUGUUCCCAGUUUCUAUUCCUUCAG